Phytomonas sp. Hart1 is the source of this 684-nucleotide messenger RNA. NCBI's taxonomy places the organism in Eukaryota, Euglenozoa, Kinetoplastea, Trypanosomatida, Trypanosomatidae. The record is from the annotation of a GenBank genome assembly.
AUGCUGGACCAGCGCGCGACCCCGUUGAUGGGUCCGAAGCUAAAGGACAUUCUCUAUCAGCUCCUGUCCGGCUUGCACGCCUGCCAUAGCCGGCGAAUCGUCCACCGGGAUAUCAAACUCAACAACAUCUUAGUUAGCAAGGAUGAGAAGAUUGUGAAGGUAGCCGAUUUGGGCCUCGGACGGCCGUUCUCGAUGCCUUUACAGACCUACACACAUGAUGUCAUGACGCUCUUAUACCGUGCGCCCGAGAUCUUACUUGGUGAGGCGCACUACUUGCCGGCAGUGGAUAUGUGGUCUAUGGGCUGCGUUCUUGGCGAGCUCGCGUUAGGAAGACCUCUUUUUAUGGGAGAAAAUGAAUUCACUCAGCUGAUUAGAAUCUUUGAGAUCAUGGGAACACCCAAUGAGGAGCUUUGGUCGGGGGUUUCACUUCUAUCGAAUUACAAUUCACAAUUCCCCAAGUGGCCGCCGCAGUCGCUUGCGUCAUUAAUUCCUGUACUUGAGCCUGAGGGGAUUGAUCUUUUAGAAGCGAUGCUUAGGUAUAAACCAGAGUGCCGCAUUACGGCAGAGGUCGCAUUACAGCACCCAUGGUUUGAUGAGGUUCGAGAGGAAUGCGAGGAGCGAUUACAUCGUCAGAUGAGUCUUUUGUAUGCUAGGCGAGAUACCGAUAAUCAAAUGUGGUGUUAA